AUGCUUGCUCUUGAGAUUAAACUCGUCGUUAUCCUGGGCGUCCUCAGUGGCGAGGCUGCUGGUCAGUCCACUCUCGUGGAAUGCGACUCUGGCAAGAUCGCACUCACGUCAGUCCCGUUUAUGAAGACGCCAGCGGCGGACGCUUGCGGCGCCAACGCCUUGGGCGGCAAGUCCAUCCGCAGCAUCUUCGAGUCCACCGUGACUCCCCCCGACACCAUUGCCACGAUGGUGAACACCCCUAGUUGCCAAACGUGGUGGUCUGAUCUGUCGGCGCCGUUUGCAUUGUUCAAGCCGUGCACGUACCUCGGUAUGUCGAUUCAAGACUUUUCAAAUAUGCCACUGCAAGCGUUUUUGGAAGCCAACAACCAGGAGAUCCUCCUGAGCGUUGGCCCAAACCAACCAGCGGACACGAGUCCCAUGGAAAUUGAUGACAAAGGAAGUGCUGCUCCCCCGUCACCUGUAGCCACGGCGGCACUGCUGCGGUCCUCACUCAAACCACCACCACGCCUGCCACCCAAGAGAGUGAUUCAGUCCCCCACGCUCUAG
Molecule: messenger RNA, 546 nt
Organism: Aphanomyces astaci
Lineage: Eukaryota; Oomycota; Saprolegniomycetes; Saprolegniales; Verrucalvaceae
Exons: 2
Coding region: 1-546 (181 amino acids)
Source: RefSeq, a predicted model, not a curated record